AUGCCGCCACCGACGAUGGGCGGGGCGUCGUCGAAGGGCAAGGAGGUUUCGAGGAGUAGCAAGUCUUCAGGGAGUAAGGAGUGCUCGAGGAGUACAGGGUCCUCGAGACGUAUGGAGAUGGACCCUCCGGACGUGCCCAUGGAUAUGGGAGAACCCGUCGAGAUCAUGUGCGAGCCGGCCUGGAUGAGCUCGCAGAUGCCGACGAUGCAGACUUUGUUUGGGAAGGAGGUAGAUGCUGGACGCGGCUCGUCCAAAGCCUCGAAGGGCAAAGCGAACGCGCUAUGGAACGCGUCUCCGCCCUCCACGCAGGCGUUGGCCUCCACAAGCAACGCUCCCGCACCAAUCACGACCCGACCCCCUACUUCCCGCAACCUCAGCCGAUCCACCUCCCGCUCAUCCGUGACCUCAACAUCCACGGCCACCCCGCACAAUGACCAACCCCGCCCGCCACCCGCCGCGCUCGACGAUCUCGUGCAGCGGGUGAAUACGAACGCCGCGUCGACGAUGCUCGCCAUCGACUCGCGCAUCAUCCGACAUGCGCAGGAGAGUGGGCGGCCCCUCACGUCGAUGAAGGCACGCGCGAUCGACAUAGGGUUCGCGGUGGACAAGUAUGGGAGGCCGAUGGGGAAGAGGGGGAAGGGGAAGGCGGUGGAGAAGGUAGCGCAGGGAGAUGCGCCGAUGGAGGUCGACCUGCCUCCUCCCGUGCCGUGUCCACAAGUUGCGGGAAGGGUUAAUGCGUUGGCGAGGAAGGAUUCACGAUUGAACGCGUCCAGCCUUCCAACACCGGCACCUUCGCGAACGACCUCUCUCAAUAAUGGCGUAGAAGGAGCUCUGCCCCUCCCUCCCCCACCAGCUGCGCACAAGUCCUCGUCGCCCGCUGUGUUCCAACAUCCUCCGCACGCUGCGCCGCAACCUCCCCCAUUCGCAGCACCCAAUCCCCAGAACGCUGCGCUGAGCCAUUCCCCACCAUCUCCGCAGAAGGGUGCCGAACCCCAAGCCAAACGCCGACGCGUCGAGCCCGAUGAGAAUAUCGGCUACCAACCUUCCCCUACGAUCCUCGCGCAUACGCCUGCCUUCACCUCUCAAGGAUCAGCCUUCUCCUCGCAAACCCCGCUGCUCUCGCAACGCAAACAGCUCGGUAUGCGGCCCGCACGACGAACGCAGCUGGAGAAGCCUGCGUCGGAUAAGGACAAAGACAGGGCGCACCCGCGACCCUUCCGCCCACCCCUCAUGGCGUCGCAGACCCCCAACGCGGAUGCGAAUCGCGUACCGCCCACAGCGCAUCCGCAGGGGAAGGCUGGGAAGCCGGCGUCUGGUGGGUUUUCAGCAAACGGAGCACCGACGGCAUCGUCCAAGGCGACCCCAUCUUCUGCUAGGAAGAACUCCUCCCCCACCAAGGUUCCAGCCGCGAAGUGUCGCUCGGGCCGACCGCCCUUGACUUUGGAGGAAGUACCCGACAGCGAGGAGGAGGAGGAUGACAAGCCUCUUGCGAAGAAGCGUGCACCCAAGCGGGACUCUUCUCCGCCCGUGGAGGCGGACACCUCGUUCGAUUGGGACGGAGCCGCCGCCGAGAUGGAUGCGAAGGGGAUGCUGUAG
This is a messenger RNA of Schizophyllum commune H4-8, 1596 nucleotides long. RefSeq lists its product as uncharacterized. NCBI's taxonomy places the organism in Eukaryota, Fungi, Basidiomycota, Agaricomycetes, Agaricales, Schizophyllaceae. The record is from RefSeq and is a predicted model, not a curated record. Bases 1 to 1596 code for a protein of 531 amino acids. The transcript has 2 exons.